GUGUGCUAGACCCGGAUGAGGGCACCACCACCACCGCUACCGUCGCCACCGUCGCAGCCAUCGUCGCCAACGCCACCACCGCCGCCGCCGCCGCCGCCGCCACCGCCGUCGUCGCCUUCGCCGUUGCCGUCGCCGUCGCUACCGUCGUCGUCGACGUCGUCGCCACCUCCAUCGCCGCUAUCGCUACCACCAUCACCGCCACCACCAUCACUAUCGCCACCGCCGAAUUCACGGCGGUGUUGGAGGUUGGAAUACGCGAUUAUAGCUGAAAAAGAGAGCUCCAAACUGGCCGCGACAGCGAGUAUCACGCAUCCGGACGAAGUCGACGCGAUCAGGGGUGACGAGAUCAUUAUGACUGACACGGAGGCCACCGCCGCCGUUGUCGCUGCCGCCACAGCGGCUGACACGCAGAAGCGGGCCAACUUUUCGGCGUUGACAGUCGGCAAUCCGAACGGCGUCAACAAAAUUUCGCCGAGCCUCGCGAAUGCGAAACCCGGUUCCGCAAAGAAGCUCGUUAUCAAGAAUUUUAAAAGUAAACCCAAAUUACCAGACAACUAUCAAGAGCAGACAUGGGAAAAAUUACAGGAGGCUGUGGUUGCCAUACAAACCAGCAAAAGUAUUCGUUAUUCUCUCGAGGAGCUUUAUCAGGCUGUUGAGAAUAUGUGUAAUCACAAAAUGGCUUCAACACUUUAUUCAAAUUUAAGCAUUUUGACAGAAUCUCAUGUGAAAGCCAAUAUUGAACAGUUUCUGGCAGAAUCUAUGGAUAGACAUAUAUUUUUGAAGAAGAUGAAUGAGUGCUGGCAGUCACAUUGCAGACAAAUGAUAAUGAUCAGGAGCAUCUUUCUGUAUCUCGAUAGGACAUACGUUCUACAAAAUCCGAGUAUUUCAUCGAUAUGGGAUAUGGGAUUGCAUCUAUUCAGAUUACAUAUUGUGCUAAAUAAUCUAGUGCAAACGCGCACGGUGGAAGGUCUUCUUAUGCUCAUAGAAAAGGAACGACAAGGCGAUACGGUAGAUCGAACGCUUCUAAAAUCGCUAUUAAGAAUGUUAUCGGACUUACAAAUCUACCAAGAUGCCUUCGAAACAAAGUUCCUACAGGCUACAGAAAGAUUGUAUGCUGCCGAAGGUUUACGAUUGAUGAACGAACAUGAUGUUCCUGAAUAUUUGGCUCAUGUCGAUAAGCGUUUACAAGAAGAAAACGAACGGUUGUUGCACUAUCUUGAUACAUCAACUAAAUGGUCGCUCAUACAUACUGUAGAAAAACAAUUACUAUCUGAACAUAUUACUAGUAUUUUACAAAAAGGCUUAAGUGGGUUGUUGGAUGAAAAUAGGAUUAGUGAUUUAUCGUUACUUUACAACUUAUACAGUCGGAUAAAAAAUGGCCUUGUGGAGCUAUGUUUAAAUUUUAAUUGUUAUAUCAAAAAAAAAGGUAAGACGAUAGUUAUAGAUCCUGAAAAAGAUAAAACGAUGGUACAGGAACUUUUAGAUUUCAAAGAUAAAAUGGAUAAUAUAGUUAAUACGUGCUUUCAUAAAAAUGAAAAGUUCGCAAAUAGCUUAAAAGAAGCUUUUGAAGCUUUCAUCAAUCAAAGAGCAAACAAACCAGCGGAAUUAAUAGCUAAAUUUGUUGAUUGUAAGUUACGCGCUGGUAAUAAAGAAGCAACGGAGGAGGAAUUAGAGAGAUUAUUAGAUAAAAUUAUGGUACUCUUUCGUUUUAUUCACGGAAAAGAUGUUUUUGAAGCAUUUUACAAAAAAGACUUGGCCAAACGUUUGUUAGUGGGAAAAUCAGCUUCCGUAGACGCUGAAAAGUCAAUGUUAUCUAAAUUAAAACAAGAAUGCGGUGGUGGAUUUACUAGUAAAUUGGAAGGAAUGUUUAAAGAUAUGGAACUUAGUAAAGAUAUCAAUAUUGCAUUCAAACAGUAUGCAGGAAACUUGCAAAGUGAGUUGGUGGCAAAUAAUCUAGACCUAACUGUAUCUAUACUUACUAUGGGGUAUUGGCCUACAUAUCCAGUGAUGGAAGUCACCCUACCAAUGGAAAUGGUGCAGUAUCAAGAUGUAUUUAAUAAGUUUUAUUUGGGAAAACAUAGCGGUAGAAAAUUGCAGUGGCAACCGACCUUAGGACAUUGCGUUUUGAAAGCAUGGUUUAAUCAGGGCAAUAAAGAGCUGCAGGUAUCGUUAUUUCAAGCAUUAGUCUUAAUUCUAUUCAAUGAUAGUGAUAAUCUCUCAUUGGAAGACAUCAAAGCUGCUACAAAUAUCGAGGACGGCGAACUAAGAAGAACAUUACAAUCCUUGGCAUGUGGAAAAGCUCGUGUUCUUCAAAAGAAUCCACGUGGCCGAGAUGUCGCCGAUAACGAUAGAUUCGUAUUUAACGCAGAAUUUACAAACAAAUUGUUCAGAAUUAAGAUUAAUCAAAUUCAAAUGAAAGAAACGAAUGAAGAACAAAAAGCGACAGAAGAAAGAGUAUAUCAAGACAGACAAUAUCAGAUAGACGCAGCUAUUGUCAGAAUUAUGAAAAUGAGGAAAACUUUGACUCACAAUCUUCUCAUUAGCGAGUUGUAUAAUCAAUUAAAAUUUCCCGUAAAGCCUGCUGAUUUGAAAAAACGGAUCGAGUCUCUUAUAGACAGAGACUAUAUGGAGCGAGACAAGGACAAUUCAAAUCAAUACAAUUAUGUUGCGUAACCUAAAGCAUAUGCCAAAGUUACAUCGAUUUGUAAAAUUGACGCUAAUCUUUCUAGCAAAUUGAAUCUAUCACCAUUGGUGUUUGUCGUGAAUGUGAAUGAGAGAUUAUAUAACCAAUUCGAUUGUUGAGAUAGAGUUAUAAGGGGUGCGAUCAGUUCGUACAAAAGGGAAGAAAAAGAAAUGUCACUUUAGUGUACAUUCUCUGGGUUAGUUUUUAGUGCGCAAGAGACAUUAAAUGGUUGCAAUCCUCCUUUAACCAGUGUUGUGUUGUUUUCAAAUCUUAUAAAGAUAAACGGACAGGAUGACAGGCAAAAUAAGCUUGAUAAUAUAACGUUCUAGGAUAUAACAAUUUUUUAUGCAACACAGUUUUUCACAGCAUACUUACGAUUAAGAUGUAAUAAAGAAUGCAAAAAUGUAUACAUACUGUGACACUAGCAUAAAUAUAGAGCGUAAGAGUGCAAUCGCAAUAUGAUUAAUUAAUUCGAAAAGUAAAAAACAAUACAGUAUUUAUAAUGAAAAUAAAAGAGCGUACUAUGUCUAUAUAUAUGCUAUCGUGAUACUUAUCUUUAAAAUCUGCAAGUUAUUUGUACCUCUUCACAUUUGUCUUCGUGUUUUUAAAAACAUUUUUAACAUUUCAAAUAUUCUUUAGAACCAUAGAUAUAAAAGUAAUAGAACUUUGAAACAUGCUGCAUCUCCAUGUUUGACAUAAAAUAUAUGAUAAAAGUAUCCUGGGGCUCUAUUCUGUACCGAAAACUAUCGGUGUCGUUACGCAGGUUUUUGUCAUACAAAAUAUCUGCGCAACGACACCGAUAGUUAUCGGUAGGCGGUACAGAAUUAGGCCCCAGUUUGUCUUGAAUCAAAGUUUGAACUAUACAACCGUGAGACAAAGAUACACGAGAUGUCAAUAAGUAGGAAAUCACGUGACGUACGUGAGUUGGUGAAUUGCGAUUGUUAUUAAAAACCGACAUAUGUAUAUAUAUAUAUGCAUCAUUGCCGAAAAAUGCUAGAAAUUACAUGAAAAAAAAAUAUUAAUCAUUAAAUGAUUAAUUAAACAAUCAUUUGUGAUCUUGGCUUGUUAAAUUAUUUCGUGUCCAUAUAUUUAUAAACUAGAUUAGUAAAGAAUAUACUUUUACGAAGACAUUUACUGACAGGAAUGUUCAGUUCAACGAUUGGAAGAGUAUUCACUGAGAAUAUGUGAAACAUCAACAAAUACAGUUAUGCAAUAUAAAUGCAUAAUCAAUUAUUGAAGUAGUUUUUUUAAUUGAGAGAAGAUAGUACUGCCAGAAAUGUUUUAAAGUGUCACUCGCAAUCCUCUUAACAAGAGAAGAUAGUAACUUCAUGUUGCCAUGUACAGAUUUAGGAAUAACCUCAGGAAGUGAAGGUAGAGUAUAUGAACAUAAUAUCUUCUCACAUAAAUUAUCUUAUACUGCGUUUCCAAUUACAUGUAUGACACUACAAAACUUAUUUUUUUGUAACAAUUGAUCUAUCGAAAUUGUACAUAGAGAGUAAGGGGUUCUGUACUUAUAAUAAAAAAUCGAGAAGAAAAAGAAUUAACGCCACUU
Molecule: messenger RNA, 4235 nt
Organism: Monomorium pharaonis (pharaoh ant)
Lineage: Eukaryota; Metazoa; Arthropoda; Insecta; Hymenoptera; Formicidae
Gene: Cul4
Product: cullin-4A
Exons: 11
Coding region: 16-2673 (885 amino acids)
Biological process (GO): protein ubiquitination; ubiquitin-dependent protein catabolic process; DNA damage response
Cellular component (GO): Cul4-RING E3 ubiquitin ligase complex
Molecular function (GO): ubiquitin protein ligase binding
Source: RefSeq, a predicted model, not a curated record